Messenger RNA from Cyphellophora attinorum, 1632 nucleotides. Its product is annotated as High-affinity glucose transporter. Bases 1 to 1632 code for a protein of 543 amino acids. Gene Ontology annotation, biological process: transmembrane transport; carbohydrate transport. The record is from RefSeq and is a predicted model, not a curated record. Gene Ontology annotation, cellular component: membrane. Gene Ontology annotation, molecular function: carbohydrate:proton symporter activity. The transcript has 2 exons. Lineage: Eukaryota; Fungi; Ascomycota; Eurotiomycetes; Chaetothyriales; Cyphellophoraceae.
AUGACAACCACGGUCAAGAGCGUAUCAUUCUGGCAAGUCCUCUCUUACAUUGCCCUUCCCAGCAUCACCGGCCUCGCAUAUGGCUGGGAAGUCGGCUCAAUGGGCGGCACCCUCGGUAUGCCACAAUUCCUGCUGUAUAUGGGCACACCUUCCGACUUUCGGCAGGGCCUGAUGACUGCAAGCCUCAUCGCCGGCGAAUUUGUCGGGGCAUUGUUCGUUGGUCUGCUGUCGGAUCGAUUUGGCCGCCGCAAGACCAUCUGGCUUUGUAUUGCGGUCUACACCAUUGGUCAGAUCCUCCUGGUUGCGGCACAGAAUCAGGGCAUGUUCAUUGCUGGUCGAGUCAUCAAUGGACUUGGAGCCGGGCCGUGGUUCCAGACGGUAUCCUUCUACACCGCAGAGAUCACGCCACCGCACAUCCGUGGUCGAGUGGCGGCGACGCUCAACUCAGGUAUCGCUGUUGGCAUCCUUGUAACGUACUGGAUCCAAUACGGAGCGAUUCACAUCACCUCGAAUGCGGCCUGGCGUUUGAGCUUCGGUCUGCAACUGCUCCCGGGCAUCGUGGCCGCGAAACUCGUGUACUUUCGCCCCGAAUCCCCGCGUUGGCUCGUCCAACAUGGUAGAAGUGACGAGGCGCUCUCAGUGCUGGCAUCGCUUCACAGCAAAGGCGACAUCAAUGAUGCGUUUGUCCGAUCCGAACAUGUCGAGAUUCGCGCAUCCGUUGAGCUGGAAAGCACAGGGGAAGCGCCCUCAUAUCUCGCUCUUCUCACGAAGCCAACAUAUCGUCGCCGGACCGCCCUUGCAAUGGGCUUGCAAUGUAUGCAGCAGCUCAGCGGCGCGAACAUUGUCCUGUACUAUGCCGCUAAAGUAUUCGCACAGACGGGUCGAAGUGGUCCAACAGCAGCUCUCUUAGCCAACGCUAUUUCAUCGGCGCUCUUACUUGUCGGUACUGUGUCGUUGACGCUGCUGAUUGAUUUCUACGGGCGAAGAAAACCCAUAUUCACCGGCCAUUUCACCAUGGGUCUCUGUCUGAUGAUCGUCGCCAGUAUAUUGCUGUCUUACGGCAGCCCGCAUUUCGACCAAAUAACCCAGUCGGUACAAUUCAGCUUCAGCAACAAGUCCGCUGGUAACACAGCCGUAGCGUUCAUGUUCUUGUUCCAGUUCUCGUUUGGCGCCUUUUCAAGCUCCCUUCCCUGGACUUAUCAUUCGGAGGUGUUCCAGUUGCUGGCACGAGCACGCGGAACUUCUCUGGCCGUCGCAGCCAACUACUUCACAAACUUCUGGCUUGGUUUAUAUAUUCCUCAGGCCCUCAAUGCCGCUGGAUGGAAGCUCUACUAUAUUUUCGGCGCGAUCAACUGGACCUGUGCAGUCAUUGGAUGGCUGUUUUUCCCCGAAACGGCAGGAAGAGCCCUUGAAGAGCUUGAUCUCUUGUUCACUCCAGACCGCAGCGUUUGGGUCUGUUUCGACAAGGAAGCCAAGAGCAAGAAAGACCUGAUUGGAGAGGGAAUCCAGAGUGAUCCGGAAGCGCUGAGGCUGGAACUUCUGCACAGGCUGGGCCGGGAUGAUCCCAAUGAAGUCAUCGACCUCCACGAUGCGAAAUCGCCACAUACGUCUGAUUGUGUUGAGAGAGUAUAA